UUUUAAGUCACGCCAACAGGUUGAGACACAAGCUGUUUUGGUCACAAGUCAGGACUUGUGGAUGUUGACCAGAGUCCGCUAAUAUCCUUCAAUAUUUAGUGUUACAGACACCUGCUCCAAGUGAUACGCCAUGACAGAAGUGUUCCGGUUCGGCCUCGUGCCCAUCGCUUGUCGUGCCCGGAAUGAGGACCGCAGCCAAGUGGCAUUGAGUCUCAACAACAAUGAAGUGAAUAUAUAUGGCAGAGCUGCAUCAGAGUGGAAGCUUCAGGAAACACUCCAGGGUCAUGAUCUGCGUGUCACAGGCAUUGACUGGGCUCCCAGCACCAAUCGCAUUGUUACAUGUGGAGCAAACGAAUAUGGGGGGGGGAGAGACGCCAUGGCGUUGUUUACAUCCCGGGGCCCAGUAGCAGAUGAGUUAACGACUAAACCCUUGAGAAAUUAACAACUGGAUCAUGGA
Messenger RNA from Homarus americanus (American lobster), 457 nucleotides. RefSeq names its product actin-related protein 2/3 complex subunit 1A-like. Gene Ontology annotation, cellular component: actin cytoskeleton; Arp2/3 protein complex. Gene Ontology annotation, biological process: Arp2/3 complex-mediated actin nucleation. Gene Ontology annotation, molecular function: actin filament binding. The transcript has 5 exons. The record is from RefSeq and is a predicted model, not a curated record. NCBI's taxonomy places the organism in Eukaryota, Metazoa, Arthropoda, Malacostraca, Decapoda, Nephropidae. Bases 131 to 442 code for a protein of 103 amino acids.